AUGACGCACAAGUCCUCCCAGGCCUCCAGCAACCGGCACUCCAUGGAGAUCAGCGCCCCCGUCCUCAUCAGCUCCAGCGACCCGCGGGCGGCCGCCAGGAUCGGGGACCUGACCCACCUCUCCUCCAGCGCCCCGGCCCAGGAUUCGUCUUCGAUUGGAACAGCCACGGUGGCUGGUCCCAGGACAAGUGCAAUAAUUGGAGAUCAGGGAACACCACCGAAGGUCCAGCUCCCCCUCAAUAUCUACCUAGCCCUGUACGCCUACAAGCCUCAGAAGAACGAUGAGCUGGAGCUCCGCAAAGGUGAGAUGUACCGGGUCAUUGAGAAGUGCCAGGACGGCUGGUUCAAGGGGACGUCUCUGAGGAGUGGGAUGUCUGGCGUCUUUCCUGGCAACUACGUGACGCCUGUUUCAAGGGUGCCAGUGGGAGCUGGGCAGCCCAGGAACAGCGGAGCCGGAGGAGCUCCGGCAACGAAAGGAGCCCCAGGAGCCAUCCACCCCAUCGGGGCCGGUCACACCAAUGCCGCCACAGCUGUCAGACCGGUUGUUCCUAUCACUGCGCCUCAGACGCAUCCCCAGCUACAGGCAGCCUCUCCACAGCUGAAUAACUGUUUGAGGUAUUCAGCUCAGCAGCCAGCAGCCAGCCAGACCCGCAAUGCCAUGCAGAUGGGAAUGGACGUAGUUCAAGCAGAUUUCAGCCAUGAAGCCAUCCUGGCUCAAGUUGCAAAGGGAAUAGACAGCUGCCCAGAGCUGUUCUCUGCAGAGGAGAACAGCGCAGUGACCGGAUCCUAUGUUUUCAUAUCCCAGGUGAAUGCCCUGACCAGAAUAGAGGCUAUUGUGUGGUGG
This is a messenger RNA of Fulmarus glacialis (Northern fulmar), 843 nucleotides long. Its product is annotated as SH3 domain-containing RING finger protein 3-like. Gene Ontology annotation, biological process: protein ubiquitination; positive regulation of JNK cascade; positive regulation of proteasomal ubiquitin-dependent protein catabolic process. The transcript is spliced from 5 exons. Lineage: Eukaryota; Metazoa; Chordata; Aves; Procellariiformes; Procellariidae. The record is from RefSeq and is a predicted model, not a curated record. The annotation marks the transcript as partial. Gene Ontology annotation, molecular function: protein binding; ubiquitin protein ligase activity.